Fusarium pseudograminearum CS3096 is the source of this 1686-nucleotide messenger RNA. RefSeq lists its product as uncharacterized. The transcript is spliced from 4 exons. Gene Ontology annotation, cellular component: intracellular membrane-bounded organelle. NCBI's taxonomy places the organism in Eukaryota, Fungi, Ascomycota, Sordariomycetes, Hypocreales, Nectriaceae. Gene Ontology annotation, biological process: magnesium ion homeostasis. The record is from RefSeq and is a predicted model, not a curated record. The coding region runs from base 1 to 1686 and encodes 561 amino acids.
AUGGCACACGCUACGAGAUAUAAUAUGGGCUCAAUACGGCCGGCUGUCAUUGGCAUGGGUCGAGUCUUUGGCGCCAGCUUAACAGCUGUGUCCGCCUUUCCAAUCGACACCGAGGGACAUCAUGACGAAGAGGAGGGAGAGGGCACCAGCCUUUGGGUUCUCGCCGUUGCUUCAAUGGUUCUGGUUCUUCUCGGUGGUGCUUUUGCUGGAUUAACAAUUGCGCAAUCUAAGAAUGCAAAACGUGUGCUCAAGUUGUUAAACCGUGGAAAGCAUUGGGUUCUUGUCACCCUGCUGUUGGCAAACGUUAUUGUCAACGAGUCGCUUCCCGUUGUGCUAGAUCGAACUCUUGGUGGCGGUGUUGCCGCUGUCGUUGGCAGUACCGUACUUAUCGUCAUCUUUGGUGAGAUUGUUCCUCAGUCCAUCUGUGUCCGAUUCGGUCUUCCUAUCGGUGGAUACAUGUCAACACCGGUCCUUCUCCUUAUGUACAUUACCGCUCCCAUCUCCUGGCCCAUUGCGAAGCUUCUUGACUGGAUUCUGGGCGAGGACCACGGCACCCUGUACAAGAAGAGUGGUCUCAAGACUCUUGUCACCCUCCACAAGUCUUUGGGAGAAAUUUCCGAGCGAUUGAACCAGGAUGAGGUUACCAUUAUCACAGCCGUUUUGGACUUGAAGGACAAGCCCGUCGCUGAGGUCAUGACACCUAUUUCCGAUGUCUACACGCUAGCCGAAGACCAUAUCCUCGAUGAAGAGACCAUGGACGAUAUUCUUUCUUCUGGAUACUCGCGAAUUCCCAUCUACCGCUCUGGAAACCACCUGGACUUUGUCGGCAUGCUUUUGGUCAAGACUCUCAUCACCUACGACCCCGAGGAUAGAAUCCCCGUCCGUGAAGUGCCCCUUGGUGCUAUCGUUGAGACCCGCCCCGAGACCAGUUGCUUGGACAUUAUCAACUUUUUCCAGGAGGGCAAGUCGCAUAUGGUUCUCGUAUCUGAAUUCCCCGGCUCUGACCAUGGUGCUCUGGGUGUUGUUACUCUUGAGGAUGUGAUUGAGGAACUAAUUGGAGAGGAAAUCGUUGACGAAUCCGAUGUGUAUGUUGACGUCCACAAGGCCAUCCGCCGUCUUACUCCUGCCCCCCGAGCUCGCCGAAUUCAUGCCGCCGCCACCGCCGCUUCUGUUAUCGCCUCGAAGAAGGCCCCUGGCGAUUCCAUUCUUGUCGAUAUUGAAGAUCACGAUGCGCCUUCUCACCAUGAGCCCGAAACUGCGUCCUUCCACAGCAACUACGAAGGAGGAUUCCACAAUGCCGCAAGAACUGCAAUCCACAUGAAGCGCCGAACAUCUGAUGGUGGCAUUGAAGGCACCCCUGUUGUUGUCAAGGCCAGCCUGGACGAAAUGAGAUCCAAGCUUCGCCUUGGCCCUGCCAACCGAGCCGCCAACCCACGCAGCAAUACACGCAGUCUUUUCAAGAUCAAGCAAGGUCUCAGCGCGAACGGAACCCCUCCCUCUGACAACUCAAGACCUCUGCCCCCACGAGCACAAUCCCAUAUGGGUUUUGUAAACCCCCAGGGAUCGCCGGCAAGAAGUCACGGACACGAACGAACACCGUUGUUGGGUGUAGGUGAAGAUAAUGAACAUGCCGUGGAGGAUGAUGAGACACACGACAACGCUGGCCACAAGACUAAUGGUCACUAA